CUCCCAAAAGCACGCCCAACAGCUCCUGAUUUCCACCGUCGCCCCAUCGCGAUGGCGUCCGCAGCGACCCCGCCGCACCCGCGCGACGGCUGACCCAUGAGCCAACCUCAGCAGGUUUUGCUGCUGUCGGCCUUCAAAAAGUUCGACAUCAAUGGGGAUGGGACCAUCAGCGAGGAUGAGUUGAAGCGGGUGAUGCUACUCUUGGACCCCUCCUUCACUCCCUAUGAACUGGAUGUCAUCUUCUCAACAGCUGACCUCAGCAAGGAUGGUUCGGUGAGCAUCGAGGAGUUCUCCCACUGGGCGGCGGAGCCGCAGGGGAUUUUUGGCGUGGUGCCCGCGCGGGCGGUGCAUGCCAUGAGCCGAGAGGAGCAAGCGGCCUUGAGGAUCCAAUCGCUGGCGCGAGGACGGAUGGCACGGAAGCGUGUGAAGCCCGAGAAGCGCAAGAAGAGCGUCGAACGCGUGGACGAGGCGCCGGUGACGUCAGGGCCUGCUGGGGCAUCGCCCAUCACCAGAGCUGAGCUAUGGGAGGGCUUGGCCUUUGAUCACGGGAGGAUUCGGCCCAAGGUGGAUUUGUACGAGCUGGUGUCAGGCUUCAAUGGCUGCAUCAGGACCGGGCUCUCCAGCGCUGCAGGGGUCCUCUCGGAGGCCAGCCAAGCGGAGGAGCUGCUGCCCGAGCAGGUGAAUCACCUUGCCUUGCUGAUCAAGACCAGAAAGGAGCUGGUCCCAGAUGACGAAGCCUUUGAGGAGCUGAGGAGGAUCAAGGAGUUUGUGCGGGACUGUGAGGUGGCAGUCCGAGUGGAUGGAAACAUGUCCUGGAGGCAUUUCAAGAACUGGAUCGGCGUGUUAUCCGCUUUCAGCGGGAUUGAUGCUUCGGUGAUCUUCUUCCAAUGGUACUGGUUCGAGUUCGGCCUUUUUCAGCCGACCAAGGAAGUGCUCGAACUGUUGCUCACUGAGACGGUCUAUAACGAGUCGCGCCUGCGAACCCUAGCGUAUCGGCAGGGCGUGAGCGUGGCGGAGUUGCAGGGCAAAUUGGUGAGCAUUCCUUUCAACCUGCGAGACGUCAUGCAGCUGGUCUACAACGGGGGCCUCUGCGGACGCAGCGACCGGCCGUGCCUCAAUCCCUCAGAGGUGCAGGCGCUCUGGCCUCAUGCUGUGAGGCACAUGCCACACAUGCUCCGGGCACGGCGCCGGCUGCGGAGUGCCGUCGCCACCGGGAGGAGGUCCAAGGCACCGGAAAAAGGCGAAGCCUUCAAGGACGAGGGUGACAAGACCAGCCUCGGUGGUC
Durusdinium trenchii is the source of this 1285-nucleotide messenger RNA. The record is from the annotation of a GenBank genome assembly. Lineage: Eukaryota; Dinophyceae; Suessiales; Symbiodiniaceae.